CCGCUAACGACGAAAACCUCAGUAACAAAAGUAAGGAAGAAGAUGGUGAAUCUAAACCAACUGCUUGCAAAAUGCAAAACCCUCAACCAUGUAAAGCAACUGCAAGUCUUUAUCAUCACCCUGGGAUACACCCAAAAUCAGCUCUACGCCUUUAAGCUCGUCCGCUUCUGCCUUGUCACUCUUGACAACCUUCCCUAUGGUCGCCUCAUCUUCGACUGUCUCAGCUCCCCCAAUGUAUACCUCUUCGCUGCCAUGAUCACCGGUUAUGCCUCCCAAUCCCACCACCGUUCUGCUUUUCUGUUGUACCAAUCCAUGCUUCGUCAGGGAAGCGCUCGACCCAACCAGUUUAUCUACCCCCACGUCUUGAAAUCUUGUCCAGAGGUUUUUGAGUCUCAUGGGACUGCAUUGGUGCAAACGCACAUUAUGAAAUCGGGUUUUGGUCAAUACCCAGUUGUACAAACAGCUCUUGUUGAUUCCUACUCGAGGUUCCGCUCAGAUGUUGGCUCAGCAAGACAGGUAUUCGAUGAAAUGUCUGACAAAAAUGUCGUGUCCUGGACGGCUAUGAUUUCUGGGUACACUAGAGUUGGGGACAUUGGCAGUGCUAUUUUGUUGUUUGAGAAAAUGCCGGAGAGAGAUGUCCCUGCUUGGAAUGCUGUUAUUGCUGGGUGCACGCAGAACGGCCAGUUCUCGGAGGCAAUUUAUCUGUUCAAAAGAAUGUUACUUCUUGCGCAUGGAGGGCAACAUCUAGAAAAUAGGCCAAACCAGGUUACAGCUGUUUGUGUACUUUCAGCAUGUAGUCACACUGGCAUGCUGCAGCUUGGUAAAUGGAUCCACAGCUAUAUUUACAAAAAUGCGCUUGGUCCAGAUUCAUUUGUUUCCAAUGCUCUAGUGGAUAUGUAUGGGAAAUGUGGGAGCUUAAAAGUGGCAAGAAGGGUUUUCGACAGGACCUCAGGAAAAAGCUUGACAUCUUGGAAUUCCAUGAUCAACUCUUAUGCUCUGCACGGCCAAAGCAACGAUGCAAUUGGUGUUUUUGAAGAAAUGAUACGGUGUGGGGCAGAUGUUAGACCAGACGAGGUCACUUUUGUUGGCUUAUUCAAUGCUUGUACUCAUGGAGGAUUGGUAGAGCAAGGUAUUUCUUAUUUUGAUUUGAUGACUCGGGGUCACGGGAUUGAGCCUCAAAUAGAACACUAUGGAUGCUUGAUAGACCUUCUUGGUCGAGCAGGUCGAUUUGAGGAAGCCAUGGAAGUUGUGAGGGGAAUGAGAAUUGAACCUGAUGAGGUUGUAUGGGGUUCUCUGCUUAAUGGAUGUAAGAUUUAUGGUCGUACUGAUCUCGCAGAAUUUGCAGUUAAAAAUUUAAUUCAAAUUGAUCCUAAUAAUGGUGGUUAUGGUAUCAUGUUGGCCAAUAUAUAUGGGCAGUUGGGGAAGUGGGAUGACGCCCGGAAGGUGAGAAAGGUGUUGAGGGAGCGAAAUGCUUAUAAAACCCCAGGUUGCAGUUGGAUUGAGGUUGAUAACCAAGUUUACCAAUUUUAUUCCGUUGACAAAUCACAUCCUAGAACGGAAGAGAUCUACCAAAUCCUAGACACGCUUGUUGGUUUUAUUAUUUUGAAGUCAAGUUGCAAUUGAUCUCGAAUUCUCAGACUCCUCUUAUUUCUUCCCAAUCCAUGAACUCUGCUUAAAAGCCCAAAUUUGGUUCAACAGUUCAAGCAAGGUUAUUUGGUUCCUACCUACUAUAUAACCACAUUUACAUAUAAAAGGUCCAGGUGUCUUAGCGCAACAAUAUGACUUACUCCGAGUGACUUGGUGUGGAGCUUCAAGUCUGGAAAUAUAUAUACUAUAUAUAUAAUGCUUUUCUUUUGCUCGCCGAAAAGGUACCGACCACCUGCAUUAGCCCACCAUUAAUCUGGAAAUGACAGAGUAUGUUUUUGCCUCACUGAGCCUCGCAUUGGUGAGAAACUCGUAUACUGGACCACCCUGUUCUGAGUUGUAUUAAGGACUCUUGUAGCUGAGUUGGUAACGGCCAACUGCACAUCACCGGUGGUCUUUCUGCCUUCCAAGUGAUAAUUAGAAACAGCAACGCAGUUGUUUUGGAACAGCAUCUAAAGAGGGCAUUGCUUUAUGUGGUAGACGAGUACAAUUCUUGGAUGCAGUCGACAGGUUUGACAAAAGCUCCUUUCACCCUACUAAUAUACUUGUGUCCAUUUAUUUAAUGAUGGUUCCUGAGUUGCGACUUAUUCGAUUGAUCUGUAUUUUUGUUUUUAUUUAGCUCCUAGUCUCUUUUGACUUAAAACACAUACAUUAAGUUCACAUAGAAGUGUUGUAUGAUCAUGGCAUAAAAUUGACGAUUCCUCUGUUAUAUGAUUAUAUCCAACGACGAAAACUUUAGGAAUGUGGGCAUAUUUCCCACCAUGGAAACAUUGUAUCAAGAUAAUUGAGUGAGUUU
Molecule: messenger RNA, 2440 nt
Organism: Prunus dulcis (almond)
Lineage: Eukaryota; Viridiplantae; Streptophyta; Magnoliopsida; Rosales; Rosaceae
Product: pentatricopeptide repeat-containing protein At1g33350
Exons: 2
Coding region: 43-1623 (526 amino acids)
Biological process (GO): RNA modification
Molecular function (GO): RNA binding; protein binding
Source: RefSeq, a predicted model, not a curated record